Molecule: messenger RNA, 2841 nt
Organism: Ceratina calcarata
Lineage: Eukaryota; Metazoa; Arthropoda; Insecta; Hymenoptera; Apidae
Exons: 3
Coding region: 427-876 (149 amino acids)
Source: RefSeq, a predicted model, not a curated record
AUUUCAAGCCUGUCCAGUUCAGUUGGUGAUAAAACUGAACGGAUAAAUGAGUGACGAAAGAGUCGCCUUCGAGAACGUGUCGAAGGGAUUUCGGCAGUGAGUCGUUUCGCGUACAAAACUGGACGAGAAAUCAGAAAAACAAGUUUUGUUUGUCGCACGUCGCCAGCGGGGGUAAAUAAGAGGAACAGGUGUCUGAAGAAGUAAAUUAAGUGGCGCCGACGACGCUAUGCAUUCCGAAAAUAACGCGGUUUUUUUAGAUCAUUGACUGAAUCUAAUGGUUCCUUUGAUCUAUGCGUCGCGGUGCCUCAUCUAUAUACUAUUCUUUAACAAAAUUGAACCGCUCUCAACGCAAAUCGGUGGUACGAAUUUUCGAUUGCAAGUAGUUGGCCGACGAUCGAAGAAAGAACAUCAUGUACAACUUGUGAUAUGGCUCGCCUCUAUUACGAGUGUAACGAGUUUUUAAAGAACAAUACAGAGGACAGUGAAACGCUCAAACCGUACGCGUGUACACCAGACAAGUAUUGUUUGUAUUGUUGUUGCAACUCGCAGUGUUGUUUAUUGGUUCAAAAACGGCCUCCACGACACGUUUGGGAAGCCUGGUACUUUUGGCUAGGCAUUGCUUUAGUCGCUGUUUUUGUCAUAUCUUCGGUGAGCAGCUACAUAGUCAGUAAUUGCAGACAUAAUAUUCAAGGUGUACAACUAAGACACAGCACUAACGACGAUCGACAAAACGAACGCGAUAGCCAACCGGGAAGCAACCAGAACGAGAUAUCGAUAAGUAUAAUUCCGACGUCGGAAUUUUUUCCAUCGCAUAGAAAAAUGUUCGUGAUCGCCUCUCAACCAACCGUUAGUCACCUGACUCCCGUCGUUGCGUGAGGCUGUUUCGUUUUAACGUAGUAAUCAUGUCGGCGAAAAGAAGCCGACGCAAAAAGAGCUGGAAGACCGUCGCCUAGUACAUAUUUUACGCGAUAAUACCCCUCGAAAGGGAUCGUGUCGCAUCGAGAGCUUUGACCGGUUGGUACAUUAUGACCGCGUGAUUAAGUCCGUGUGCAACUUUUACUUAAUAUAAAUGUGUCUUCUUACUUAGCCUCCAGACAUAAUAUUAUGAUUAGUGAUUCGAACGCCCUAAUUGCGGCCGACAUCAAGCAAAAAUGAGAAGCAAUUUGAUUAAAGAUUGUGGUUUGCGCACUGAUCUGACGUUAAUACCGCUUAGAUUACGUCCCAGCUUGGACGGUUCUUAACUUGUUACACAUAAUGCACUUUAUUAAAGGUUUCGUAAAUGCAAAGAUGAAAAAGCUAGUUCUUAAGUCUUAUUUUAAGAGAAUCUUUCAUUAACCUUCUCAUAAGUGCUUCACUUGGCAAUUGUAAAAUGGCUAACAACGAGAUAAAAACGUAUUCGAUGUUUAGCAAGUUGGAAUUUUCGAAGAAUUCUUAUUUUAAGAAUAAUUGAAUAAUAGCUACGAACGCUGGUUGUAUUCGCCAGUCCGAGAUUAAUAAGUUAAGAGUUUAGACAAAUUUAUGGGUGAUAUAUUCUUCUAAUAACAUCGCAAUGUCUUUGAUAUAAAUUUUUCUGAAACAUAAAUAAUCAAAUAAUCCCAUGUUCAAUUUAAUUUAUAAUAGUAGACACAAGAAAAGAACAUGAUAAAUUAUUCUCUACUGGGAAAUUUCAAUUUGAAAAAUAAAACGACGUUUUAUACGUAUGAACCUAAUAGAAUUUCAAAACCAGAAAAUUCUUCGCUUCCAUUAAACGGAAUAGGGUGGAGUCAACUCGAUCAAAACUCGUUCCCGGGGCCUCGAAUGGGUUCUCAUUAAUAAUUAAGAAGGUACGUUCGGAGCUUGGUCAAUGCGACUGAUCGCGUACCGAGGGAUCGAGGGCUAAUUAAACAGGACGAUCCAGUGAAUACGACUUAAGGCAGCGUCCACUCUUUCUCUUUUCCUUCAUUUCUCUUAAUCUACCUCUUCCUUGCUCUCCUCUUUUCUUUCAUGUCCAACUUAACUCCUCGUCUUCCUUUUCCCCCCCGAUUCGGUCUUACUUCUCUGUUUCAAGAUCGACCCGACGAUAGUAGUUAAUCGCGGUAAUCUUCGCAAAAGAGAGGAAUCAAGAGAAACUGCGGCGUUUGUCGAGCUGCGCAACCAUCUCGGAAACAUACGUGCUUUACAACGAUAAUAAAAUUGAAAUGCUCCUUCUUGAUGCACGAAUGCUAUUACGGUCUGCGAUUGUUAAAACAUUUGAUAAACGUAGAGUGCUUCGAAUUUUUUUGGACAAUUAAACAAUUUUAAUUUCUUGUGUAAUGAUUGGCUGUGAUCAUGUCAAUUCGAAACUACUAACGAAGGAAACUUGUAUUGUUCCAAUGACUGUUAAAAUAUGUAUAAGAAUAUAGAAGUGUAUUAUUUGUUAAAAGACGAUAAAUGUGUGUUUAGGCUUGUUGUCAAAUGUGAGAAUGCAAGUAAGUCACAUUUUUCUCGUAUCAAAGAUGAGAAUUAAUAUUUCUGAUUGGCACGAGAUACUUAAAAAAACGAUACUGGCUUAAUAAUUAAUAGCCCUUCAACUGACAAAUCCAAUAAGUACUUAAAUACGACUUGCGCUUGCAUUCUCGCGUACACAAAUAAUAGUUUGUAAAGUAGCGGACGUAUAUUUAGGUCGCGAUACCCGAUACACAGGGACUAAAUUAAUUAAUAUGCACCGAAAGAAAAACAGAUACAUUUGACAUUUCGCGCAAAUGCGAUUGUAAUUAGAUGCGUAGGACGCGAGUGGAAACUAACACACAGCCUGAUUACCAUAAGCAUUAAGUAGCAGUGAAAAGUUCUAUAAAUAAACGAUUUCAGUGUGUUGCAUUUAAA